This is a messenger RNA of Rhincodon typus (whale shark), 1985 nucleotides long. RefSeq names its product ankyrin-1-like. The coding region runs from base 128 to 1456 and encodes 442 amino acids. The record is from RefSeq and is a predicted model, not a curated record. Lineage: Eukaryota; Metazoa; Chordata; Chondrichthyes; Orectolobiformes; Rhincodontidae. The transcript has 5 exons.
GGCGCGGGAGCUGCAGUUCUCCAUCGAUGACAUCAACAGGAUCCGGGUGGAGAAUCCCAACUCACUGCUGGAGCAGAGCACUGCCCUCCUCAACCUGUGGGCUACCCACGAGGACAAGAGGACCAACAUGGAAAGUCUGCACUCAGCCCUGAGGAACAUUGAGCGGAAUGACAUUGUGAGCAUGCUAGAGGGCUCCAAUCUCAACAGCCAGACCCUCAACAGAGGCAAGAGAAGGCAAGGCGAGCGAGAUCACAGCCUGUCUCCUGCUGUCAAUGGUUUCACCUCGGUGCAUGACGAGAUGCUGUCGCCGACUUCGCUCCGCUACACGAUGCCAAGCCCGGUCCAGGCCGACCACUUCUGGAACGACGUCACCAGCCUGGACGGCAUUGCCGCUGUGGUGCCACCCGGUGCCGAGCCCCUGCUGGAGCUUUCUGACGUGCCCCCCCACCCGCCUUGGACGUCGGAUCACAGGCCCCCCCUGGUCGUGGCGGAAGACUCCUCCCUGGACUGCAACCGAGCCGAGGACCCCUACCUGGCCGAGGGGCCCCCUCCCUUCACCGACGACCCCCUGGACGCCGACGCCGUCAACGGCCUGAUCGAGAUAUUCAACCAGGAGCUGGAGGACCGGGCUCUGGCGACAGAAGAGGGCCAUGCGACCUUGCCCGCACGCCCUCUCAGCGCCGAGAAUGGCACUUCAGUCGCCGCGGGCCAACCAAAGGCCAGCGAGGGACAGACGGGGUCAGGAACCGCAAGGGGAGAGGCCGGAGAAGACCUGAGGUGGUUGGAGCAGGGGACUGCCAGCUCCCAAGCCUCAUCCCUAACGGUCCGGGGGCAGAGCGGGACACUCCCUGAGGGCGGUCCACCCCUGGAUGAGGCCUGGAAACCGAGGAAGGAGUGGGCCGAGAAGCAGGGCUCGGCCAGGCUGAGGGUGACCCAGGAGAAGCUGAUUCAGCCUGUACAGGACACAGCACGGCUCGAGUCGCUGAGUCACUCACAGCCCGAGGAGCCCCUCUGGCCCUCCGCACGAGGGUUAGCCACGUUGGCCCAUGGCUCGGAUCCCAGGAGCAGCUGGAUCACCCUGGAGGAGGAGGAAAUGGUGGGCUCCAGUGAGGAGGGUGAAGAGGCCAAGAACAUUCCGGGAGAAUCGGUGACAGAGGAGCAGUUCACAGACGAAGACGGCAAUCUUGUCACAAAGAAAGUAAUGAAUGUGUUUGAUGUUCCACAGGGUGGGCCUCUUAACUUUGCGCGGUGUGUGUGUCGGAUGGGUUUGGAAGGGGGGUGGAAACAGCAGAAUAGAAACCUAGCUCACUAUUGGCACACCGACAGGUCAGGACACAUUUCCAGCCAGCAACAUUGCUCCAAAGUGGAAAGCAUUUCUGUGCCACCAGGUGCCACGUCACUGCAUCAAAACAAAAGGGGAAGAUUAUUUAUUCCUCUCUCUCUCUCUUUUUCCUAAUCAACCUGUUCUGAGAUGUUACUACUUACCUCUGGAGGAAGUGGGACUUAAACCCAGGCUUCCCAGUCCAGGGCUCGUGGACCAGACCAAAGCCCACUCCAAUAUAUCAAGGAGACAACCUAGACUCCUCACUUUUAGCUUAUUUAAAUACAAGUGAAUGGUGCGGUGUUCCAGAUGUAAUUCGAUUGGUUACAAGACUUGGCUUUAUGCAAAACACAUUUUAUUCUUACCCUAUAGUUAAAAGAAGAAGACUUGGUAUAACUUUAACCCGAACAGAAUAAUAGAGUAUUUAACUGUAAACAGCAAAAGUUCUGAUAUAGUAACAUCCCGUGAACACACCCCUGGCAAACCAAAAUUCAGUCAAACAGAUUGUCUCGUGUGCGAUUCUCGCAGCAGAAAAAACACAAGCUGUUAGCUGCAGCCAAGAGAGAAAAUUCUGGUAGAGAGAGAAAGAGCGAGAGAGAGAGAGCAAGAGCGAGAGUGUGUGAAAGAGAGAGAGCAAGAGCGAGAGUGUGAGAGAGAGAGAGAG